UAUUGUAGUUGGAAAAAAGAGUUGGGAUUUCUUUGUCACAUAAAGUUACUUAUAUGCAAAUAAGUACUUUACCCCUUCUUAGCUGUCCUUUCUGUAGUGAACUUGUUCGUUGAAAUCUGCUGUAAAAAGGGCUCUGCUCCCCUCUCUUAUUUCCUUCUGGUAGUCAUCAAACAUCAUCCCCCAUUGUUAUUAGAGGUUGUGGAAAUGGCAAAACCCGGUGUUUUUGUUUGUCUUGUGAUUGUUAUUGUGGAUGUAGCUGCUGGUAUUCUCAGCAUUCAAGCACAAAUUGCCAAAGACAAGGUGAGACAUAAAAGCCUAAAGAGAUUUGAGUGCCAAGAACUGAAUGAUCAAGCUUUCAAGCUAGGGUCGGCUGCAGCAACUCUACUAGCUUUGUCCCAUGUUACUGCCAACUUGCUUGGUGGCUUCACGUGCAUCUGUUGCACAGAAGAGCUUGAAAGAUCAUCUGCCGACAGGCAACUCUGGUUCGGGUGCCUUGUUCUUUCUUGGAUUGUAGUAGCUGCUGGAUUUCCAGCCCUGGUUAUGGCGACGCUAGAGAAUUCCAAAUCAAAAGGGUCAUGCCAGGUUUUGCAUCAUCAUUUUCAAAUUCUUGGAGGGAUACUGUGCUUUGUACAUGGCUUGCUGAGUGUUGCACUCUAUGUUUCUGCACUCAUGGACUACAAGGAGACCCUUAAACAAUGAAUAUGGUCCAUCAAUUUCCACCAAAUUCGGAGGAUGGGAGAGUAGCUGGAUAAGGACUUACCUAAUCAAGCUGUGUACCUAGUGCUUUCUUAGGGGUAGGAAAUAGAAGCAAAACAGGAAAAAGCAAUCACUUUUUGCUUAAGGCUGAGAGGUCCAAACAGAGAUUUUCUUGUUAAGAGAUUGGAAGGAAAGUGGGGCAAUUGGCUUUUCCUAGUAUGCCAACAGCUACAAUUAACUCUACUCCAAAUAAAUAUUUGUCAUUUUGCUUUGUUCCUACCAUGCGUGGACCGUACAACAUCUCUUCGUAAAAUCAAUU
Messenger RNA from Theobroma umbraticum, 1015 nucleotides. RefSeq names its product protein VASCULATURE COMPLEXITY AND CONNECTIVITY-like. The record is from RefSeq and is a predicted model, not a curated record. Lineage: Eukaryota; Viridiplantae; Streptophyta; Magnoliopsida; Malvales; Malvaceae.